This is a messenger RNA of Acanthosepion pharaonis, 1035 nucleotides long. The record is from the annotation of a GenBank genome assembly. NCBI's taxonomy places the organism in Eukaryota, Metazoa, Mollusca, Cephalopoda, Sepiida, Sepiidae.
AUGAAUCUCAUUUAUCACCCAGUCCUUCUCUUAAUUUUGUUUUCACGCCUUUGUUUUUUCACUCGCCCCUCCUUUCUGUUUUUUCACUCCUCCCAGCCUUCCUUUCUGUUUUUUUUCCCUCCUCCCAGCCCUCCUUUUCUUUUUUUUUCUCCCAGCCCUCCUUUUCUGUUUUCCUCCCAGCCCUCCUUUCUGUUUUUUUUCACCCCGUUUCUCCCCACCCCUUUUUUCCUCCCCUCCUUUCUGUUUUUUUUCCUCCCAGCACCCCGUUUUUUUUUCCUCCUCCCACCCCGUUUCUUUUUUCCUCCUCCCAGCACCCUCCUUUUUUUUUUGUUUUGUUUUUUUUCACUCCUCCCAGCCCUCCUUUCUGUUUUUUUUCACUCCUCCCAGCCCUCCUUUCCCGUUUCUUUUUUUUUCCUCCUCCCAGCACCCGUUUCUGUUUUUCCUCCUUGUUUUUUUUUUUUUCCUCCUCCCAGCACCCCGUUUCUUUUUUUUUCCCAGCACCCGUUUUUUUUUUUUCACUCCUCCCAGCACCCCGUUUCCUCCCAGCACCCAUUUCUGUUUUUUUCCUCCUCCCAGCACCCCGUUUUUUUUUUCACUCCUCCCAGCACCCCGUUUCUGUUUUUUUUCACUCCUCCCAGCACCCCGUUUCUGUUUUUUUUCACUCCUCCCAGCACCCCGUUUCUGUUUUUUUUUUUUUUUUCCUCCUCCCAGCACCCCUGUUCCUCUGCACCCCGUUUUUUUUUUUCACUCCUCCCAGCACCCCCUUUUUUUUUUCCUGUUUUUUUUUUUCCUCCCAGCACCCCGUUUCUGUUUUUUUCCUCCUCCCAGCACCCGUUUUCUUUUUUUUCCUCCUCCCAGCACCCUGUUUCUUUUUUUUUUUUUUUUUUUUUUUCCUGUUUUUUUGUUUCUGUUUUUUUUUUCCUCCUCCCAGUCCCCAUUUCUGUCCACAUCCUUUCUCCGUUUACACCCACCUCCAUAUUUUUUUUUUUUUUUAACUCACUCUCUCUCACAGUAUCUUUUUACUUUCUUCUGUAA